GCCCCAGGCUUCCCUAGAAGCGCUCCUCAUCUAGACCAGCAGGAUGUCUCAGAAGUACUCCAGGCAGGAGAAAGCAAAAUGGGUAGCUCCUAAGAAGAUAGGAAGUCAUAGAUCCCCUGUUCGGAUCCCUGAAUGCGACAAUGAAGAUCUCAUUCGAGAGACAACUAUGGUGUCUCUUGAAUAUGAAAAGCUGGAAAAACACUGCUUUGAGUGUUUCUCUCUGUCCCAUGAAAAGAAGGAUUGUCUGCGUAGAGAGCCUCGGACCAUUAGAGAGGAACACGAUGGGAAUUCAAAUCGAAUUAAUACUCUGUCCCGCAUUGAGGAGAGUAAAAGUAGACAAAAUAGCCGUAAAGGAAAGGAGUCAGAUCGUGUGGAUUAUUCCCUUCAAGGCUUAAGGGCUAGGUCCAGAGGGAGAUAUGAAGUUAGAUCCCCACAAAGAAGAUCUCCUCCUAGACACUUUCGUCAAAGGGAUUCUGGAAGAGAUCGUUCCCCAGAUAGGAGAAGAGAGCAAAUGCAGAGUGUUGGUCGUCGCGGCUAUUCCACAAAAGUUUCUGCAGGCUAUUCCCAACGUCAUCUUCAUAAGCAGAAGUCUGAUCGCUUCUUUGAAAGUAGGAGGGAGGAUUCUAGAGGAAGAAGCAGAAGAUCUCCUCAAAGAACAAGAAGCUUCCAGGCCACGAAUAGCGGAGUGGGUGUGGAGUAUCAGAGUGAUCUUAGAGCCUCUAUCAAUCUCCGACAAGAAGCGGUGGCUUCUCCUCCUGCUGGUACCAGACUCCCCCCACCACCUCCUCUUCCUGCUAACAGAGGGGAGCUUCAAGGUACACCAAAAUCCCGGCGGCCAGCGUUGGAGAGGUUAUCAGAAGGAGCUCAUGUCACGGGCCCUGAUCCCUUCCCAGGCUUGUCAUCCUCAAUGUCAGGCAGACUGCAAGACGUGAAUAUCCAAUAUUUAGGAGAAGAAGGGAGGGAUAUUCCUUUAAAUAACGUUGAAUUCCAAGUUGGAUCAAGCUCAGGACCAAGCCAUCCUACCUUGGGUCACAGGCUUUCCCAGGUGCAAGGAGACUCUCCACAGGGUAGCAGGAAACAUGUCUCAGAGAGACUAGGAGGGGAGCAGACAGAGGUUAUGGUCUCCAUUCCGGCAAAGCUGCCUAAGCAAAAGGCGGCUCCUAGAAGGAAAGUGGCGGGUGCUGCAAAGCCUAGAGUGGUUAAAAGUCCUUUGCAAGGAGCCAGCUCAAAAAAAAGAAAUUCCACCAAAUCAAAUGUAGUAGCAGCAAAAAAGCGUCUGUGUACAGAGCAAGUUCCAGAGGAGGAGGAGGGCUCGGGUGUUGAACCGCAGGUCAGGCCGCAGACCGGACGGGUAGCCAUGGCUGCAAAGAAGCUAAAGACUAAGAGCCAAAACUCUCAAAACCAUGAUUCUCUAUUUGCUAAGUUUGGUCGCUGCAGGAGAAAUUUAAUUAAGUGGGCAAAGGAUCAGAUGAUUCUGAAGGUACAAGAGGUUAAGGAUUCACAGGAGGCGCUUGAGGCUGCUCUGUCUGCUACCACUCCAGAUUUAGAGCUCAUAGACUCUCUUACGUUGGUGCUGGCCACCGCCUAUAAAGAGGAAGCAGCCUUCUGGCGACAGCGAAGCAGAGUUCAGUGGCUUCAAGAAGGGAAUGGAGAGUCUGUAAGUGUGUGGAAUACGCCUUGGCUGUCUUCUUCCCUCCCUUUAAGCCCAAUGGGUCCACCGCCUCUGUCGUCCUGCAAUCUUUUGGUUAAGGAUCUCCUUCUUCCUGAUUCUACAAGUUGGAACUUGGAAGCAAUUAGGCUGCAUGUACCUCUUUAUGAGGAAAAUAUACUCAAAAUAGUUUUGAGUUCUGUUAAAAAACCAGACAAGCUACGUUGGCUUCCGGUCAAAGCGGGGACUUAUUCAACCAAAUCGGGUUACAAUUUGGGCAGGAAAAACGCAGUCCCCCCUCUUCUAGAUAAGUUCAAUUGGGGAACUAGUGUUUGGAAGGUCCGUACUUCACCAAAACUAAAGAUGUUUCUGUGGAAAGUGGCUCGCAACGCUCUCCCUGUUGGUUUGGCUCUGGCGGCUAGAGGGUUGGAAGCUGAUACAUCUUGUAAGAGAUGUGGAGAAGUGGAGAGUGCUGAGCACCUGUUUUUCAAUUGCCCUUUUGCAAGGCGGGCGUGGGAGCUCCUUCCAGUUAAUAGGCUGCCUAUCUUGCGCGAACCUUGGAGUGUGAAGGAGCUUCUGGUGGAAGCUCGCAAAGGGAUCACUCUCCCUCCGGUGGGUGUUGGUCUGACUCAGCUUUACCCGUGGUUGCUUUGGUUCUUGUGGAAGGCUCGUAAUCUUCUGGUUUUUGAAAACCAACUCUGUUCUGAGGAAGAUACGGUCCGCAGAGCUAUUAAGGAAGCAAAAGCGUGGCAAGAGGCCAGAGCUCUCUCUCCUCCUUCUCAGUCAAGCAAGCUUAGUAAGAUCCGCAACUCCCCUCGCAGUGAUGCUCUGUGUUGCUUCUCUGAUGCGGCCUGGAAGGCGGAGAGCAGUAGUUGCGGUUUGGGGUGGAUCAUCAAGGAUCCAUCCAAGGUUUUGAUCCAUCAGGGAUCCUCCUCAAGACCCUUUGUUUCUUCUGCUCUUGUAGCAGAGUCACUGGCUUUAAAAGCGGCGAUUUCGGCGGCUUUAGCUUUGGGUGCAUCAAGAGUGGCCUGCUUCUCGGAUUGUCAAGAGCUUAUGCUCCUCCUCAAUGCCGAAGGUCAUGCUAACGAGAUUGACGGCAUUAUGGAAGACAUCAAGCUUCUCAAGGCCAGCUUUCUCUCUGUUUCGUUUCAUUUUAUCCCUCGUAUUGAAAACUCUCAGGCUGAUUUGCUUGCUAAGUCAGCACUGUUAUCUUGUUCCUCCUCCUCUGUUUUGGGAGUUUGAGUUUAUUUAUAUUAAGCAAAGUUUCACAA
This is a messenger RNA of Arabidopsis arenosa, 2919 nucleotides long. The record is from the annotation of a GenBank genome assembly. NCBI's taxonomy places the organism in Eukaryota, Viridiplantae, Streptophyta, Magnoliopsida, Brassicales, Brassicaceae.